Molecule: messenger RNA, 894 nt
Organism: Capsicum annuum
Lineage: Eukaryota; Viridiplantae; Streptophyta; Magnoliopsida; Solanales; Solanaceae
Product: ras-related protein Rab11B-like
Exons: 3
Coding region: 1-741 (246 amino acids)
Cellular component (GO): endosome
Molecular function (GO): GTP binding; GTPase activity
Source: RefSeq, a predicted model, not a curated record
AUGGGAAUUGACGCAGAUGAGAUUGAGGGCCAAUCUCAAGAUGGGGAGGAAGCCGAGGUGCAAGUAAAGUUGGUGGUGAAGAUGAUUGACCAUAUAAUGAUGCAUGUGACGUCCAUAUUUGAAAGAGAAGAAGCUGUGAAUUUGAGGUCAAAUUCCUCUCAAGAUGGAGAGGAUGAUAUGGGCACGAUCAUUAAGAUGGAUGCACAAAAUUUGCUUUCAAGUUCUAGAAUUGGUGUUGAAUUUGGUACAAGAACUAUUCAUGUUGACAAAAUUGUCAAAGUUCGAAUUUGGGACACUGCUGGUCAAGAAAGGUAUCGAGCCAUCACUAGUGCACAUUAUCGCGGAACAGUGGGUGCCUUACUGGUUUACGACUUAACACGCCAUGUAACAUUUGAGAAUGUAGCAAGAUGGCUCAAAGAAUUGAGAGACCACAUAGACCAAAACAUCGUUUUAAUGCUCGUGGGGAAUAAGGUGGAUCUUCGCCACCUCAGAGCUGUCCCCACGGGCGAAUCAAGUGGUUUUGCAGAAAGAGAGAACACUUUCUUCAUGGAAACAUCUGCACUUGAGGCACUCAAUGUAGAAAACUCCUUCACAGGAGUACUCACUCAGAUUUAUCGAGUGGUUAGUUGUAAAGCUCUUGAUAUAGGAGAUGAUCCUGCAUCUGUACCAAAAGGACAGACAAUUAUCAUUGGGAAAGAUGAUGUAUCUGCUGUUAAGAAAGGUGGAUGUUGUCCCGGUUAAGCCAAAGGAUCGAUCCAGAGGUGAAUCCAGAAUCUAGCGUCAACAUGUUCAGAAUGAGUACGAUCCUUUUUUCCGUAUACACAAAGUUGAACUCGCCCUAGAUCCGCCUCUGGAUGAAAGUAUAUAUAUACACACAACAAAUCCUAUUUUCAA